UUUAUUUUUUCAUUUUUUUUUUUACAUUUUUUUUUUUUAUUUUUUUUUUGAUCUUUUAAUAUUAUCUUAUUAUUGGUAAUAGUUCUUGUUUACAACCGUCCAAGAUCCACGCUACUUAAUAAUAUAAUUAUUAAUGUACAAUUUAGUGAAGUUAGAUUCACAAAAAUUCCUCCAAAAACUACUUUUGGAACCAAACAAGUAGCAGAAAAUUUAGUUAAUGCUUGGUCUAAUGAAUUGAAUAAACCUGAUCGAGGAGAUGUUAAAUUUAAAGUUCAAGGUCGAGCUAUUUAUGCAAAUAGUUCGAUUCUUGCAAUGAGAUCAGAUUAUUUUGAGGCAAUGUUUGAAGGUGAAUGGAUGGAAUGUAAUAAUAAACAAAGAUCUCAAAGAUCUUCAACAACAAACACGAAAAACGAAAUUAAUGAGAAUCGAUAUAAAUAUGAGAUUGAAAUUACGGAUUUUAAUUAUGAGACAGUAAUUGCAAUGUUACAUUUUUUAUAUACUGAUGAAGCGGAUUUUAAAAAUUAUAGUUUGGAUAAUAUAUGGAAUUUAUUUAGUAUUUCUGAUAAAUAUUUUGUGGAUGAUUUGAGACAUAGGAUUAAAAUUCAUAUUAUUAAUAAUUUAUUAAAUGAAAGGAAUGCAGCUGAAAUGUUAUUUAAAUAUGCUUGGAAAUGGCCCGAUUUAAAAGAAUUGAUUAAAAAUUAUAAUAUUCAACAUUUUGUAAAGAUUAGAAAAACAAAAGGUUUUAGACAAAUAGUUGCAUCAAAAUCGGAUUAUCCAAUGUAUCAUGAAUUACUUGAAGAAUUAUUGUUGGGUUAAAAUUUUAUAAUCUAUAUAAUCUAUAUUAAUAAUCUUAUAUAUAUAUAUAUAUAUCAUAUUAUAUUUUCUUUUAUCUUUUUAUUUCUUUUUUAAAAAAAAAAUUACGUAUAUAUAUUAUUACAUAAAAUAAUUUUAUCUAAUUAAU
Rhizophagus irregularis DAOM 181602=DAOM 197198 is the source of this 961-nucleotide messenger RNA. Lineage: Eukaryota; Fungi; Glomeromycota; Glomeromycetes; Glomerales; Glomeraceae. The record is from RefSeq and is a predicted model, not a curated record.